AUGGUCAACGAUCCCACCACUGGCCCCCGCUCUCACCAUGACCACGACUGUCGUGGUGCUCAUGCAGUAGACAUAAACUGUAGGACCGCAGCCCAACUCAGGAAGUCCUACAUCGGUGUACGAGAAAUGACGAACUCUCACUCUUCCAGCUCGUUACCUAGGUUAUCAACACUUAAUCGGGACCCGGGGUCCCAGGCACCGGUACAGACUUCGAGUUCGGCGCCGUCUUUAUUUGGGACUUCGAAUUUCCGGCGCACCCAUAGGUCAACAGUUGCGGGUUCGAGAGAAGGAAUUCCGAUGCAAAAUCUAACCCCGGCUGGAGCUUCGGCGAGGCGUGCAGUUUCAGUGGGGCGUGGAGUUGUGAGCCAUGGUAACAGCUCCAGGCAAAGACGGAGAAGUUGUGGUUGGUUGUGCCUUGGUUACUUCGGCGGCAAUCGCGAAUCCGGAGAACUUCCUGGGCCACAUCCGGACCAGCAUUUGCACAAUCCUCGGCAAGAUAGUAAUGAUGAAGAUGAAGAGCCGAUUUUUGUGCCAGAUGAAGGGCCUCUUCCUAAUCCUGCGCUGGAUCCUGCGCAGAACCCUUCGGCGCAUAUUGCGAGGCAGCUUCUUGUAAAGAGCGGUGAGAUUGAGGAGAUCUCAGGGCCCACUACAGAUGCGGCGGUGCAAAACAGUACUGAUGGUAGGCUACCGGAAAUUCUUGAAGAAGUACCAGCAGAUGAUGGGGAGUUGGCCACUGGUAAUGAUCAGAGUGUUUCGGCUUCGGGAAAUUCAGCGAAUGAAAGAAGUGGAGAAACAUUGCAGUUCGCUCGAAGACCACUUCCUAUCGUACAUCCCGUUGCUACCUCAGGGAUUACUACUGGCUUACAGGCGCUUCCGCCUUCACAGAUGGGAAUUGAUUUGCAGCCUGGGGGUAUUUCCCAGAGAGUUCUGGAUUCACGACCGUACACCGAUUGGCUAUCGUCUAGAUCUACUUAUUCGCAUCCACCCGUUUCUCCUCAUGAACUAGACACCAGUUAUCAAAGACGAGCGAGUGUCUAA
This is a messenger RNA of Morchella sextelata, 1038 nucleotides long. RefSeq lists its product as uncharacterized. The record is from RefSeq and is a predicted model, not a curated record. NCBI's taxonomy places the organism in Eukaryota, Fungi, Ascomycota, Pezizomycetes, Pezizales, Morchellaceae. The transcript has a single exon. The coding region runs from base 1 to 1038 and encodes 345 amino acids.